AAGAGCCAAGUUUUAUCGACAGCCAAGUCGCAGGUUAGCGUUGCAAGAUAAUCGGUUGUGAAUGUUUACGCCUAGAGAUACGUGAGUGAUGACGAUGGCCUGCGUACAGUUGCAAGUGCCUUGUCGAAAAAGUUCACUGAAGCGUCGUCGUUUGGAUAUGCUCAUAUAAGGGCCGCGCCCCCAAGCGAAAAAUAACAUAACAACGCCUCCCUGGGUAUUCAAUAGUAGCUGGUAGGAGCUCACAGGAGGCCUAAUGCGGAGAAGGGAUGUGCGAAGCUAAGGUCGGAUGGUUGACAGCUAGUCGAUGCUGUGGGCUAUCCUAGUGUUCGAAGUGAUCUCUCAACCGAACAGGUUGUGUUUGAAAAACUCGAUCGAGCUGGAGUGAGCAACAAACACGCUGAACUCUAUUCGAUCACGACCUGCUAUGCAUCAACGCUACAGUCUGCUGCGAGUAGCAGCACUAGCCGUCACAAAGCAAAGUCAUCUUGGCUAAUUAGUAUCGGGCUGACCGAUCUGAUGCCACACAGGAACAGUGUAAGGUAUCUCGGUCUCCGAGCCAAGUUCAUCAUAUCUCUGUCAUCCUUAAUGCAACAUAAACAAGACUGCUUCGCGAGUAGAAAACGUCAACGAUAACCGUAUGAAAACAGUCUUUUGGGAACAACGAUCACAUCAACCGCUGUUGGCGCAGCAGCGACAACAAUUCCAGUUGGGCACCUGCAACCGGUGAGGCAAGGCCAAACCCAGUGGCAACGAGGUGCUCGAAUAACCCUCGUAGUCUGCUUUUUUUUCGAUCAAUCGCAGUCGAAACCGUGCGUACGAUAUAGCGAAUACUGGGACAACCUGUUGAGAACGACAGCUCGACUUGGCCGAGCUGGCAACCGUCCUUGAACCGCGUCAUCGGCCAUAGGGACGGCUCGGAGCUGUGUGCGACUCCGAAAAACCGAUAGCAACGCAUUAAGUCCGAUUUCUGCCGAGGCCUCAAGCGUUACGAACACCGCCUUGAGAGUCAUUGGCAGAUGUAAAUCUGCAAAGUAAGCCUGCCGAGUGAUAGUUUGUGAUCUCGACCUCAUCGUAUAUCGAUCGUUGUUAACCGACAGACAGCAAGUGGUAAUCAGUCAUUAUUCAAUCAGUUAUCCACGUGCGCCCAUAAACUAAACUGACCUGGUCCUUCCAGCACUACGACGGUGACUGUAUCAAACAAGCAAUUUUCUAGCCAGUCAGCCAUCUACCAAUCUCGCUGCCAUCUCGAAGCAGGGCUCUUCGCUUUGUGUAUUGACGAAUAUUAUUACAGUAAUAAUAUUAUUAUUAAUACAAACAUUAGGUUUUUAGUGACGCAGCAGUCGCAAAAGGAAGUAAACUUGUGGACGAACGAAAAACCAAACGUAGCGGAUCCGAAGAUCAAAGCGACUUAGCAGCAGCUUGGCGUCGGGAAUUCUCCCAAGCCCAAGGACUGUGUUAGCGGUUUCGACCGUGAUUAUCUGUGAUAAAACUCGGCGCCAGCAAGCAAUUAGCCUGCUCAUAUCGCUUUCUUCCGAUCUCAAUUGCACCAACAGUAGCAGGAGCUAUAACAGUGACAAAACAGUAUCAGCACGAGCAGCAUAAGAAACAGCAACAGAUCGCAACGAUAGCUACCUCCACCAGCGAAACCAACACCAGUUAUACAUUCUGUGUGAGCGCUGCGACAUUUGCUAUUCGUCAGUUAACAAAAGACAAAAAGAACCCAUUCGCCAUCUCUCAAAACGGUACGGUGUACUACGAGCACCGUUGACAAAGUUCCGCUACUAGUGCUACCUACAAACUGUAACACAACUAUUUAAUCUCCAAAAAGUACCUAAGCAGAACAGACGAGAGCGCAUUCUCAUUGAGCUCAUAAUCUUCUCUUCAACCAUCCUUGGGAGCUACAACGAGCAAGACAAGAAAAAACAAGCCAUCCAGUUGACAACGGACACAAUAACGUACACUUCACUCAGCUAUAGUCAGUCAGUUAUAAACUGUCAUCAGUCAUAUAUACGCAUAUAAAUUAAGAAACAAGUAUCUAAACUGUUGCACAAAGAAAAAGGCAAAAGUAGCAACAGCAACAACAAUAACAACGACUAAAUAGACGACUACCUCACCUGCUGCUACAUCAGCAAAAGCGGCGGCGGCGGCGGCAGCAGCAGCAACAGGAGUAACUGCAGCAGCUCACGAGGUGUGCCUAUGUAUGCGCGAAUAGCCAUUAGUGAUAACAGCUGUCUUCUUUCUUAUUAUUACCAUAUAAUCUUCAUCUUCCUGUUAUUAAUAGAAACAUCGUCGUUGUCGUGCGCCUCUACCGGCAAUUCGUCGUGUUGAUUGACCGGAUUUGAUCUCGCUUGCCAUGACGGGGGCCCAGGCCGCCGUGGUAACCGCUCCGCCCAGCCUGCAGGGAUCGCAGGGAUCGAACAACAAUAACGCAAACACCCAUAACAGCAACCUUAGCAGCAGCAGUAACAAUAACAACAACCUCAGCGUGCAUAACAUAAAUGACAGUAGCAAUAGCAACCAUACCUCGAACAUGACCAACAGUGGCAACAAUAACAACAGCAACAAUAUGACGAAUUCAAAUGCGGGUGGCGGACAGGGGGGCCACGGUCAUCAUCACUCACACGGCAACCAUGGUAACAACCCUAAUACUGGUGGUAACACUGGCCAUGGGUCCAAUCCGAACAGUGGCAACAACAAUCCCAGCAAUAGCAAUAAUCACCAUCAGCAGCAUCAUCAUCAUCAUCAUCAUCACCAUGGAAAUAUGGGCGUUGCCGCGAGUAUCGCAAGCAGCCUGUCCAACAACAAUAACAACAACAAUAGUUCUACCGGAUCGUCCACCACAACAAUGCCUACAAUAAGUGCGAUAAGCGGAGGCGGACCCGGGGGUGCCGUUGGAGGCUCGCUCGUCCGCAUUCUCAGCGCUCCAAAACUGGGAAUCGUCACACCCAAGCUGGGACUCUUGGGUGGCGGCGAGACCUCGACAUCGACGUCGCAGUCAUCAGGUUGGGGCGCCCCCGGCCCAUCGACAUCUUCUGGCGGUGCAGGUUCAGGGUGGGGCCAACCAGGCGGCGGUGGAUCAGGUACAGGAGCCCCAUGGGGAGCUGGUGGUGAAGAAAAGCAGUCCGCUGGCGCAGCGUCAUGGGCGGCCACAGCGGGCGCCCAUGGGGGCGGUGAUAAAGGUGGUCAAGGUUUGCGUGGUGGCUCCAUUCCUGGUUGCCCUCCAGAUCAAGAAGAUCUCCGAAGAGUGGCCGCUUUCGCAUCCGGAUGGGGCCAAGUUCCUAUCAAUCAGGAUACAGCAUGGGACGCACCAGCCUCGCCAAAAGAGACGGCCCCUCCGGUGCCUCCCCUCAUUCAGUCCGUUACUUCUGCUAGUCUCCAACAACAACCACCGUCUAGAGCCAUACCUGGCUCCCCAAUGUGGGGAGGGCCAACUCCUACAGAGCUAAGCCAGACACGCCCUGCACCUGAUGCACGCAGCAUGUCUGUAAACCACAAACACAACCAAGAACAUGCGAAGGGAACAGACAUUUGGGAAUGCAGCAUUCGUCAGAAAGGCUCGAAGGCACCCGGUGGAGGUGCCUCGGGAGUGUCAGGAAGCACAGGCGCAGCUGGAGGAGCUGGUCUGGGAGGCAUGGCGGGGACGGGAGCAAGUGGCCAGCAGGGCCCUCACCAGGGUCCUCAUUCUCAGGGAGGGUGGCAGCAACAACAACAGCAGCAACAGCAGCAGCAACCUCCUCAACAUACAACAGCUGCUUCACACAUAGGAGGAACAUGGGGUGAAGAAGAAGUGGAAAAUCCAAAUUCAAUGUGGACCGGCGUUCCUCCUCCAUCCGUUGCACCGCCUGGUAUGGGCGGGCCCGUCGGUGGCGGUGGUUUUGAUACUGUGACCUCACCUGUGACCUCGCAGUGGCCUCCGCAGGGUCCUCCACCUGACAAACAAUGGGGCGGUCCUGGAGGUCAGGGCGGCCCAGGUGGACAUGGCGGCCAUGGCGGAGCUAGCCCCCAUCAACAGGGCCCACCUCCGCCACACUCACAGCCAUGGACGCAGCCUGGAGGAAUGCCUCCGCAACAUGAUGCAACCGCUUCAUGGAGCGGACUGAAACAGGCUUUGGCACAUGCCAGCGGCGCACCUGCUGGCCCUGGGGGACAAGGCGUCAGUUGGGUUCAGCUUAAAAAGGAAUGGGAGCCUAAUAGUCAGAGCCCGGGUGGUCCGAACGACACCUCGCAGAUGCCCCCGCCACCCGGCGUCUCCUACGAUGAUCGCAUGCGUAUGGGAACGGCGGGAUGGGGAAGCCCGGCGAUGCCGGACAAGGUGUCUCACUGGAAGGAUAUGCCGACGCCUGCCGUCCCUAGGCUCGUUCCGCUGCAGUGGGGCGGUGCCGCUGCAGGCGCAGGUGAUAAAAUUCCAUGGUGGGAGGAAGAGUGGGGAGCAAAACCAAAGACGUCUUCUGGCGGCCCGCCGGACUGGUCCGACGGCCAGAUCGACACAAGUACCUGGGGAGGACCCGCCAAACAGGGAGGUAAACCUCUUACCAAAGAGCUCAUUUCAGCUUCACAGCACUUCCGUGUGCUCACUUCAAUGGGGUACCAUAAGGACGAGGUCGAGAACCUACUGCGUGCCAACAAUAUGGAUAUGGAUCGUACACUGCAAGCUUUGCGUGUCACACGGUUUGCACAGACGGGCAAACCGAAGCCAGGCAUGCCGGGCGGCGGCAACCCUCAAAGCCACAAUUUCUCGGUAUCACAAUGGGAGCCACGCGGGCCGCCGCCGCCGCCGCCCCUUAGCAAGCAGCAGUCACAGCAAGGUCCUCCACAGCAGCCACCACAACCGGGACCGCCGCAAGCGCCAAUGCGCAGUCCUAUGCAGCAUCCGCUGCAUCCUGGAGGACCUGGUCAUCCUAAUCACCAAGGCCAUGGCGGACAUGAAGGUCCUGUCGCUCCGGGCGCCGGAGCAUCUCAGCCUUCAGGCCCUGGCGGUCCGGGAGGCGCUGCUUCCGGGCCCAAUUCAUUCGGCCCGGGUCCCGCACCUUCGCAAGAGGCUUUGCGCACACUUGUGGCGCGCAUUCAAACAGCCAUUCAGGCGGGUUAUCUUAAUCCGCAAAUCCUAAACCAGCCAUUAGCGCCACCCACUCUCCAAUUGCUCUAUCAGCUUUUGAGCCAUAUUCGUAUAAUCGACAUACUCGAAAUGAAGCCGGAGCACCUUAUCCACAAUCCAAUGAAGCACAAUGUUCAAAUAAUGCAUAUCAAGCAAACUAUCUGCAGUCUGCAAAAUCAGAUCCUCGCCGCACAGGCGAUGUUCCUGAAACAGCAGCCCCCACCCCCAACGGGAACCGAGUCGAGAUUGAACCAGUGGAAGCUGCCAUCGCCGACCGGCAGCGCCCAGGGUGGCGAACGCGAGAGUACACCUGGUCAGCUGAACGUCGCUGGACAAAGCGCCGGUGUCGGCGUGGCACAGGCCAGCAACGGCGGUUCGAAAUGGGACCACGCGGGCACGGCUGCCUCUGGAAGUGGCAAUGGACAAAGUAACGGACAAGAGUCGACCGGUGGGGGGGGACAAUCUCAAUCGCAACCGACGACUGACUCGGGGGCCAGCGGUAUGCAAUCAAGUAUGAACAACAAUUACAACGUCUUCGAUAUUGUGGCUGAGUUCGAACCAGGAAAACCGUGGAAAGGAAGUUGGAAUAUGAAAAGUGCUGAAGACGAUCCACACAUGACGCCAGGUUCUGUUACACGGAACCCACUUGUAGCACCUGGAGGUCUCAAGGACAACAAUGAGGCUCUGUUCAAUCAAUGCGACUGGCAGAAUCCUUCCACGAGCUCCGACAGCUCUUCGAGCACGUGGUCUGCGUUCGGUUCAAGCGGAAGUAGUGGUGUUGGCACAACAGGCGGCCAGGGAGCAAACAGCUCAAAGAAAUGGUACGAACGUAUGUGGCAUAACACCCCAAUCGUUAACCCGAAUAGUCCGAGUAGCGGGGGACCAGGAUCUACCGGGAUCUCGUCGUCUAUGCAUCCUUCCGGGGGACAAGCCGGUACUAACCAGACGUCUGGGAAGAACUUCCUCGUUCUGAAGAAUCUCACAGCGCAGAUCGAUGGGUCUACGCUCAAAACGCUUUGCAUGCAACACGGGCCUCUUCAGCUGUUCCAUCUUUUCCUCAGUCAUGGCCUCGCUCUGAUUCAGUAUCAAACCCGUGAAGAGGCUCUUAAAGCGGAGGCAGCCCUUCAUCAUUGCGUACUAUCCAAUACUACAAUUAUUGCUUACGUACCAACGGAAGCUGAAGUGCAUCGACUACUCAAUAUGCCUAACUACAAAAAAGAUCGCUACAAUCAGCCAACAACUGGAGUCCAAGGCGCUGCUGGCCAACAACAGCAGCAGCCAUCUCCCGCCCAGCAGCGCCCACCCACAAGCAGUGCCGCGCCCUGUGGUUGGCCUUCGUUCGAUAUGGGUGGCAUGGGUGCCAUGGGUAGUAUGGGUGGUGGUGCUGCACUUUGGGGCCCCCCUGAAGGCGUAGGGGCCUCAGAUAAUACCCCGCUUAACUCAUUCCUGCCCGGUGAUCUGCUUUCGGGCGAGUCCAUAUAAAUGUUGAGCCGCAGUGGAAAUCAUGAUAUUGGCGCCCUUGGACACGGCACACCCACUUCUGAAGCAGACACGGCCACCUGGGGGCCAAGAUGUGGAUAUAUCUAAGUAUAUUAAUAAUUCUAUAAUUACUACUAUCAUACGAAUAAUGUCGAUGAUAACAUAACGGGUGCAUCGGUACCCCAGUGUUCUCACCUUCAUAACAAACAUAACAAAAAUUAAAAAAAAAAAUAGCAAACGUCCUUUGUGCCAGGUAAGCGGCCAAGGCCAACUGACGUUGUCCAGUGUCUUUUUAUCAUCCAGUGAGAGAAAUCUUCAAAAAAUGGAAAGAUCCAGACAUGAAGUAAGUCAGCAAGGUGAAGUGGUGACGAUUAUCAUGACGGUGACCAUAAUAAAUAUUAACCAGAUAAAUGCCUACUUAUGUUACAACUAGCAUCGAUGUCGAUUAUAGCCAGUAUAGUGGUCCGAUACGCCGCCAGGCUAACUGAGCCUCGCCGUAGUGUAAGUCUCCUAGCAAAUUCGAUAAAAGAUGCCGAACAAUCUGGCGUCACUAGAAUCGAUGGUCAUACCACCAGGUGAACAAACGCCUAGAACGAAUAAAGUAUGAUUCGUUCGAUUAAUACAUCAAUGUGAAAAAGCUAUCUGUUCGAUGAUUUGCGACAACCUGUGAAUUGAGAAGACAAUUUGGGACAUGUCAAUCGUGGGAUAUCUCACAUAGAAUAUAGGCGAAACAACUAUAUUUGCCGAAAGCAAGUAGCCGGCAGCUGCCAGGUAUCAAUUGCAACCAAGUGAAAUGAAAGCUAAAAUGCAGGUGAAAGUGAGUGGGUGACCUGCGAUGUUGCUAAGAGUGAAAGAACCGUAAAGCAAACGGUUAGUCAACCGCAAUCUAUGUAUUUAACUAACAAUCAUUAAUCAAGACUCAAGAGUGACAUCAAUCAAGUAAUCUGUAAAGAAACACAAGGUAUUCUUAUUGCGGUCAGUGAUUGCGACUGAUCAUUUUACAAGAGACAAUUGUGACUGAUUGAUCUACAGGCCACUCAACAUCAAGGAAAUUAUGAAAAUAGAAGGAACCAAUCGCCUGUUAUCCGAAUUCCCUCCCUGUGAAUUGCGCCCCAUUGUGCAUCGAUUUGCUGCUCUACGUAUCGGAGUGAGAAGACGCAUUAACUACUACCGUUAUCACUACUACCGAUAUUAUGGCUGAUUAAUUAGUUAUUUGGUGUACAGUACUGAAACGGGCGCACUGCUCAUCAACGUGUAAAACAGAAUACUAGCGAGAACAGCCAUACUUCGUUGCCUUUACCAUUAUCUCGCGCCUAUUACCUUAGUCUGACAAAGGCAACAUAUAUUUGCCAGCCGUAUUGUAUUGUAUUCGGCAAGACCAAGCGGAAAACGGUCCAGCCGGGGCUCGUUUCGUCUGCAAUUUCGCCUACACAAGUGAACCAAAAGAACGACGUAAUUUCGUCGCUAACGUUCUCCUCUUCAUUCGGCUGUUUACAGUACGAGCGAAUAACGGAGACAAUUGAAUAUACCUUCUAUAUUUGAGUAUCCAAAACACAGUGCUAAUGUUAAUGAAUACUAAGAUGAUACGCACGCAUACUGUAGUGUUCACAUUACUGUGAAUACUACUGCUGCUAAUAAUAAUAAUUUUAUUAUUAUUAUAAAUUGCGUCAGACUGCUCGUCAGUUUGCAGUCAUCAGUGGCCACCUAUUAUAAAAACAGCAGCAAUGUGUUACCAACAAACACUAUGGGAUGAUAACUACAUCACAACAACAUUACCACGACAAUUAUCGGAUCCGAUCUCGCCAGUAUUGAGGUGAUUAAAACCAGUAACUUCAGCAACAGGUUCGCUAUCGACAACAGUAACAACAAUAUAUAAUUCUGCAAGCAAUGAGCUGGACUAGCCGGACUAGAAUAGAAGAAAGAAGAACAAAAACAAAAGUUUGAGCUGUCAGCACUCUCUAGUACACUGAAGCACGCAACUUCGCAAUGGCGUUCGCAGCGUCAUGUGGAAUAGAUGAAUGCAGCAAUGAGCAUGGAACGAUCCGUACAAAAUCAUCGGUAGUGAAGCCAAGUACUGCAGCGAAGAUGGAACGGCAGCUGGGUCAAUCAACAGAAGAAAAAAACUUCAAAUUAAGUUUUAAAUGAAUUCACCAACCUACCAAUCUCUACGAAGUAACAUUAACUGCAACAAGAAAGCAAGCAAGUAGCUAGAUCUACUGUAGAUAGGCGUAUGACAUGCACGAGACAUGAUGAUACGACAGAUGAUGCUGUUUAUGGGUGUAGUUAGAAUGACGCGGUCACUUUGAUAAUGGCCCUUAGUGAUGUUCGUUUGGUAACUGUUGGCAAACGAAGUCGAAAUGUGUCUUUAAUUGUGCAUCGAUACGCACCAGUACGUUAUGAAACAGAAACACCUACAACAAAACAGCAACUACAGACGCGAUAAAACUAAGGGAUAAUAACCACCAAGGUACAGAGACACGCAUCAAAAAGCACGAACAUACCAAAAUGAUGACCAGUGAAGUCAAAUCUACUAGGUUUAGUACACCGCCCCUCCGAUAGAUCGAAAAGGACACAGCAGCACACACUCAUAUGUAUACGAUUGACAGCAGCAGCAAGCGAUGACAAAUAAACAAGAAAUCAGUCUUGUACGGGUACUACGACUAAGUGAUUAAUUCUACGAUAUUCCAAUACUAAGUCUAAUAAUAAUAUUGUUGAUGAUUGUGAGGAGAUAAACUGAUUAGUCAAUAACCGAAGUGAAUAAACAGACGAAUAUUUACGGUACUAUCUAUACACACACAAAUACACAUACAUAUGUAUAUAUA
Molecule: messenger RNA, 9396 nt
Organism: Varroa destructor (honeybee mite)
Lineage: Eukaryota; Metazoa; Arthropoda; Arachnida; Mesostigmata; Varroidae
Gene: gw
Product: trinucleotide repeat containing adaptor protein gawky
Biological process (GO): miRNA-mediated gene silencing by inhibition of translation; positive regulation of nuclear-transcribed mRNA poly(A) tail shortening
Cellular component (GO): P-body; nucleoplasm
Molecular function (GO): nucleic acid binding
Source: RefSeq, a predicted model, not a curated record